This is a messenger RNA of Tachyglossus aculeatus (Australian echidna), 1361 nucleotides long. It is a transcript of the gene INKA2, whose product is annotated as inka box actin regulator 2. NCBI's taxonomy places the organism in Eukaryota, Metazoa, Chordata, Mammalia, Monotremata, Tachyglossidae. The record is from RefSeq and is a predicted model, not a curated record. Gene Ontology annotation, molecular function: protein kinase binding; protein serine/threonine kinase inhibitor activity. The transcript is spliced from 2 exons. Gene Ontology annotation, cellular component: nucleus. The coding region runs from base 136 to 1086 and encodes 316 amino acids.
UGGGCCCCUCUGCCUCCCGUGGUCCGCGGCCGGGGCUGCGCCCCUCGGAGCCGGGGCGGAGCGGACGGGGGAAGUCGAGGCGGGGCAGCUGGCACCGGGCGCGGGGGACCGGCCCCGGCACAUGGCAGCGUGAGAAUGGAGAGCGGGGACAUGGACGGCUAUCUGCGCCGCCUCAAACAGGAGCUGGUAUCCAUGAAGGAGAUGGGGGAUGGGCUGCAGGCCCAGAUGACCUCUCUGAUGGGCGCACUGCAAGAGCUGAAACUUCUCCAAGUCCAGACCGCCCUGGAGCAGCUGGAGAUCUCUGGGGCCCGAGGCCAAUCUGCCAACCUCCCAGCAUCCCAGAGCCCCCCACCAACACUCCCCACCUGCCCUGAACCUCGCCAGGUCUUGGGGAAUGGAGGCGGCCUCCAGGCCCAACCCCCAGUUCAUUCUUUCCUCAGUGGCCGGCAUGCUCCCCCAUCUUGCAGAAGUAAUCCCAGAGGGGCCCCGGACCCACCCUUGGCCCUCGGCAGCUCCCCUCCCUGCAAGGCCCUGGACCUGGUCUGCAGGAUGGGAGGGAAGAGCCAAGGUGGCAUCCAGCCAGGACCAGAGCAGGCAGAACCAGAUGACUGGACGUCCACUCUCAUGUCCUGUGGGCGCAACCGGCAGCCACUGGUCCUGGGGGACAACGUCUUUGCAGACCUGGUGGGCAACUGGCUGGACUUGCCUGAGCUGGACAAGAAGUGCGAGGCUGGGGGGACCAAGGGAGCCGGGGCCGGAGGCCGGUCCCAAGAGCUGGGCCGCCGUUUCGCCCUGACCACCAACAUCUUCAAGAAGUUCCUGCGGAGCGUCCGGCCUGAUCGGGAUCGGCUCCUCAAAGAGAAGCCGGGCUGGGUGACCUCAGCAACAGCCGUGGAUCCCCAGCUGGGCCGGGCCCAGAGAGCCAAGAAGCGAAGCCAAAGCAAGGGGACUUUCUAUCUUGCCUUCCCUGGAAGCAGAAAGGCUGAGCGGGGACCUGGACCAGGGGAGAAGCCCUCUUCAAGCAGCCCCAAGGCUCUAGAGCCCAGCACCUCCAAUUUCGAUGUCAGCACUGCUGUGUGGGUCUGAGCCUCUCUGGCCUCGGUGGUGGGAUGUGAAGCAGAGCCCAGCUGGGAGUGGGGUGCCUAACAGAGAUGGGGGCUGGAGUAGUGGCAUUCUCAGCCCAAAGCACUAGGAGGGGAGAGGAGAAGGGGGGGAUCACACCCGCAAGGGCUUCCAUGCAGAAGGGUCUUCCACCCCAUCCCCACCCUCACCCCAAGUUUCUGCCACUGAGAUUGAUCAGUGGCUAUGACAACAGCGUUUGUGCAUUUGCGGCUGUGUGUGUGUGUGUGUGUGUGUGUGUG